AUGCGUUUCCCAACGCGUACCACUACAUUCCGCUUCUCUGCUCUUCUGAGCACAACGACAUCGCCGACGAGGUGUUCCAGUCGUCUCUUGUUUCUGAAGCUUUCACCUGCGACACAACCACGGAGAAGGAUGGCAAGUUCUCAGGCUGCCGUGUUUGGUCUCAAUGACCCUAGUUUGAUCAAGUUCCAAGGCCUAAUCGACGGAAAAUGGCUGGACGCAAAGAGUGGGGAGACUAUCCUUGUCACCAAUCCUGCAACGAAUGAAGAGUUGGGUACUGUCCCUGAGAUGGGUCUGGAGGAGACGAAAGAAGCUAUCGAGGCUGCUGCCAAGGCGUUUACGACUUGGGGUCGGACGACUGCAAAGUACCGACACGACCUCCUCAUCAAAUUCUUCCAGCUCAUGCAACAACACCAGGACGACCUGGCGCGUCUCAUUACGUUAGAGAACGGGAAGACUUUGACUGAAGCAAAGGGCGAAACGGCGUAUAGCGCGUCUUUCAUUGAGUGGUUUGCUGAGGAGUCUGUACGAACAUACGGAGAGCAAAUCCCUUCCCCCUUCCACAACGUCCGAAACGUCGUCGUCAAACAACCCGUCGGCGUCGUAUCGAUCCUCACACCAUGGAACUUCCCAUCCGCAAUGAUCACCCGCAAGCUCGGUGCCGCCCUCGCCGCAGGGUGCACAGCUGUCAUCAAACCACCUCCUGAAACACCGUUCUCCGCUCUUGCUCUCGCCGAGCUCGCCGCCAGAGCAGACAUCCCACCCGGCGUGAUCAACAUUGUCACCACCCAAAAGAACGUCACUGAAGUCGGUCGUGAACUCUGCGAAAACAAGAUUAUCAAGAAGGUUAGCUUUACGGGGUCUACGCCUGUCGCAAAGCUGCUAUACGGUUUGGCUGCAUCUACGUUGAAGAAGGUCUCUCUCGAAGCGGGAGGCAACGCGCCCUUCAUCGUGUUCGAUGACGCCGAUGUAGACGAGGCCGUCGAAGCCGCCAUUGUCUGCAAGUUCAGAGGGAGCGGUCAAACAUGCGUCUGCGCCAACAGGAUCUUUGUUCAAUCUGGGGUCUACGCCGAGUUCGCAUCGAGGUUGGCUGAGCGUGUCGCGGCUUUCAAGGUCGGCAAUGGACUGGAAGAGGGAGUAACCCACGGCCCACUUAUUCACGCAAAAGCAGUCGAAAAGGUCGAGCGACACGUCGCCGACGCGGUCUCUAAAGGCGCACAGGUGCUCGUAGGCGGCAAGUCAAUCCCCAACUCUUCCUUCUUCAUCCCCACCGUCCUCUCCGACGUCCCCUCCGACGCAGCACUCAACACCGAAGAAACGUUUGGCCCUCUCGCAGCCCUUACCAAAUUCGAAACCGAAGACGAAGUGAUCAGGUUGGCGAAUAACACUGAUGUGGGAUUGGCAGGGUAUUUCUUCUCGAGGGAUGUAGGCAGGGUGUGGAGGGUCGCGGAGGCGUUGGAGGUGGGGAUGGUUGGUGCGAACACGGGGUUGAUCAGUCAGGCUGUUAUUCCGUUUGGAGGUGUCAAGGAGAGUGGUUUGGGAAGGGAGGGUGGACCCCAUGGUAUUGAGGAGUACAUGAACACCAAGUUGAUUGUGUUUGGAGGGCUUUGA
This is a messenger RNA of Coprinopsis cinerea okayama7#130, 1608 nucleotides long. Its product is annotated as succinate-semialdehyde dehydrogenase. The coding region runs from base 1 to 1608 and encodes 535 amino acids. Gene Ontology annotation, molecular function: succinate-semialdehyde dehydrogenase (NAD+) activity. Gene Ontology annotation, biological process: GABA catabolic process. The record is from RefSeq and is a predicted model, not a curated record. NCBI's taxonomy places the organism in Eukaryota, Fungi, Basidiomycota, Agaricomycetes, Agaricales, Psathyrellaceae. The transcript has 14 exons.